Drosophila bipectinata is the source of this 2821-nucleotide messenger RNA. It is a transcript of the gene TwdlZ, whose product is annotated as TweedleZ. Lineage: Eukaryota; Metazoa; Arthropoda; Insecta; Diptera; Drosophilidae. The record is from RefSeq and is a predicted model, not a curated record.
AUCGCUUGACCUCCCCCAACAAAAGAAAAAUACCUUGUAAAAAAGGCAAACCCGAUUAAAGACACAGCCAUAACAUCUUCAUACCCAGAGCUAGGCGCAAUUUUUCUUAAUAAAAGCGAGCAUAAAUCAAAUUAGCUGUACCAUUUUGCUUAAAUGCGACAUGAAAGUGUGGGAAUUACUCACCAAUUUAUGCAAAUCCGAUGCACACACAAACGCAGGCAAGGCGCAGACAAUCGAACCAGUUCCCAAUACCGGGGCAUUGUUGAUAUUUUAAUUGUCUCUUGUUGACAACAAGCAGCCAGCGACGAGCCAGCCACAAACAGAGCCCAGUCGAAAUUAAUCUACUAAUCAGCAUCGAGGCUGUGCGAUCCUAAUAACUGAAGAGCAGAGUUCGGCCAAAAUACAGACCCAACUGGCGCUAAAUACAAUAUUAUUUGGCUCGGCCCAGAGACCAUUAGUCAAGAGGCGAGGGCGUUGAAUUUAAAUACAUUUGUUGGCAUUUGGCUCUUAUAUCUAAUGUUUUAGUGAGCCCGCCCAAAAAUAGAAAACCAAAAACCAUCGGAUGAUAAAUGAUCUGCAAAUCGCCGACCCGAGAUGUGAGAUUGGAGAUGUGAAAAGAGCAUAACGAAAAGUCGUGUCAAAACAUUGGGGGGCACAUCAUGUCUGCCUGUAUCUUCAAACACAUAUGCCUCAGAAUUAAUUAUUGGAGCUUCCAAAAUUUGUUUGGGGGAUUUUUCUGGGUCUGCCGGUUCUGGGUAAUCGAGUUUUCUUGAUCAUUUUCAAGGUUGUUCUCGGGUCGUGAACUCUUACGGGCCGAGAAAAUGAAAAACGAGUUUUAAAGUUUCUUGGAAACUUCAUCUUUUAAACGAAAGUUGUACACAAAAUUAAAGAAAUAAUAACAUUAAUCAAGCUCAGGGCUAAAGGGCCUUAAACUUGGUCCGAUUUAAUUAAUUUGUUUUUUAUUUUUUAAUAAAAAGUUUACAAAGCCUCGUAAAAUUACGAAAUUCUAAUAAAAGGCUCAUAAAAACCCAGACCUGCAGCUUCUGUUCCCCCAUUUUCAUGCACAAUUAAUUUUGCGUUUUUGUCGAGCAAGUUCGUUGCCUAAGUCUUUUGUUUCGGCAGCCCUAAUUGGCGACCUGCGGCUGGAAAAUGGCAAAGAAAACGCUAAUUGGCACAAACUUUUCACAAAUUUUCACAAAUCACCGUUUAAAAGUAGAGUCCAGGGGCUGCUUCGCAAACAGUCUCUUAGAAACCGCGAAAUGUUCCACUUAUUUUGGCUAAUUUCCCUUACGCUGCUCUUCGGCAGGGCGCUGGGCCAGGGAUCGCGAUCCUACUUGCCGCCGGGGAACCCCGCUGCCCCGGAGCCGAUCAUCACCAAGCACUUCUACAGCGUCUCCCCCGCCGAGGACCCGGAGGACUCGGAGCCGAGGACCAAGCACUUGGUGAUUGGCCAGCCUCGAAGGAACUAUCGGGUGAUCUUCAUCCGGGCCCCGGGGGCGCACAGCGAGCGAGUCAAGUACACUGCUGAGGUGGCGCCCCAGGAAGAGCGCACCGUCAUCUACGUGCUGACCAGGAAGCAGCCGGAGUUGGAGGCCGCGGACAUUGUGGCGCCGCCGGAACGGCACCAGUCGGAGCAGAAGCCGGACAUUUUCUUCAUCAAGUACAAGACCAACGAGGAGGCGGCCGCCGCCCAGAAGGAGAUCCAGAACCAGUACGACACCCUGGGUGGCAACAGCGAGAUAGCAGCCCCCUAUGUGGCACCUGUUCAGUCGGUGGUUGGAGCCCUGGGUCCCCAGUACCAGCCGCAGCCAGCGUCACCGGGCUAUCACUAUGACAGGCCAACUUCAACGCUGUUGGCGCCAGUGGAGCGAUCUUACUGACAGUUUAUAUUGUUUUUUUUUUUUUUUGUUUUUUCUGCCAAAACCCACCACAACCCACAAACCCUAGGGUUCACAAUUUAUACAGAUGUAUCCGCCAGUCGUUGAAUAUUCCAUGCUAUUUGCAUAUAAUUGAUAAGCCAUUUCCACAGCCAGAUACGAAUUUAUCAUAAAAGCUGGCGAACGCGUAAAUAAAAAUGGUUUCUUUUAAUUAUAUUUUUGUUGUAUAAUUUUGGCAAACUUUUUUUCUUUUUAUGUUUUUGGUGAUAUCAGAUUGGUGCGUGUUUUUUAUUAUUUCUUUUUUGCAAAUAAAAAAAUUUGCAAAAGUGCUUUGACCCUGUGACGAAGGAGAGGAAUUUGCAAGAAGUGAAGCGACGAGCUUAUUGGUUUUUUCUUUGAAAUAUUAGUUCUUUUGUGAUUAAAGUAUAAAUGGAAUUAAAAAGUGUAAAAAAUUAGAAGCACACAAAAUAUAACUUAAUUUAAUAAGGGAGAGUAAAUUGUUAAUUAAAUCAAUGAUAUGGUUUGUAGUAAAAACUAAGAGAAGAACUUGUUGGCUAUUUUUUGUUAAACAAGUUAUUUUUAAACUUAUAAAACAUCGUGUCUAAAUAAAAUACCAAAUUUAAAUAGUUAAAGAAAAUAAUUAAAAUAUAGUAUGUAAAUGUAGUAGCAUUGGUAAUAUUUUUUCUGAUUUGUAUAACUUUAAAAUGGUGUAUUUAAAACUGCAUGCUGCAAAAUACAAAUUAUAAAAUAAUUAUAAUUAAAAAUUUUUCCUAUGCCAACAGUAUUCCAACAUCUGAUAUAUUCAUCAAAAUAAGCACCAGAAUAUUAUUUCUACUAACCGCUUAUUCUGUUGAAAUUAAGGAUUAUAGUUUUGGUUCAUAGCCUUUUUUUUACGAAAAUUUCAGAGAAUCUAAGCUUCUAUUUAAAGAUUUGUCAAACUAAAA